UUCUUCUGGACCACCAUGGCUGGCUGCGACCCUCCAUUCUCCCUUUCUGUGUUCCAACCUAUCCAAUGGAAAACAGAGAGGAAGCAUAUAUACAAUGCCACUCUUGGUCUUCGAGCUUCUGACUACAGACCCGGUUGUCCUCUGACUAGACACGUACCUGUGGGAACACUAGGCUACCGCCUUCCAAAGGACCAGGUGUUACUUGUUGUGGCCAAAGUGUUGUGGUCCCUAAGCCCUUCUCUUCUCUGGUCGCCUCUAUCACAUCCAAUGGGACGGAGAGUAUGUGCUCGGCUUUUACUCUCCAGUCGAUCCGCUAUUAUUCUUGUUGUCACAUAUGAGCUUUCCCACUCAGCGAUCAAGGCCAGCACCGAGGUGUUCUUCGCUGCUCGAUCAUUGGGUAGCCAAACUCAAAAAUUCCUCCUGUUAAUACCGUCUCCGCCUACACAACGCACCCCCCAGCCUCUCUCGCUCCCUUGGCAGAAGAUACAAGGAGAAAUCAUCGAGGACGCAGCCGCCGUCGCAUUCACGCAUAUGGGUCUAGGCGGAGUCUUUGGGACUGCUACUCGGUCCCAACCACACACUCUUCACUUUCCCUGCUCUUAA
Molecule: messenger RNA, 603 nt
Organism: Mycena indigotica
Lineage: Eukaryota; Fungi; Basidiomycota; Agaricomycetes; Agaricales; Mycenaceae
Exons: 5
Coding region: 16-603 (195 amino acids)
Source: RefSeq, a predicted model, not a curated record